Molecule: messenger RNA, 2016 nt
Organism: Tetrahymena thermophila SB210
Lineage: Eukaryota; Ciliophora; Oligohymenophorea; Hymenostomatida; Tetrahymenidae
Exons: 3
Source: RefSeq, a predicted model, not a curated record
AUUUUAAUAUAAUAAAAAUAAUCUGAAAAAAAAAAAAAAUUACAAAUUAUAAAGUAAAAAAUUCAUUUAUUUACUUUUUUAUUUAUUUUUGUAAAUUUAUUCUACUUUUACUUACUUUAACUUGAUAAAAUGAAGGAUGAAGAUUACAAUAAACUUAUAGAAGAAAUAAAUACUUCUUUAAAUUUUAGUAAAACUGUAAUAGAGAAAAUGAAAACUCCAUAAUUCGAAUUCAUUUUCAGAGAUAUUGAAUUGAAAUUGCAAUAAUUCCAAAUAAUCGAAGACAAUCUUAAGAGUAAAUAAUCUUAGAUGGAGUUUUACAGCAGUAAUCCAUAAUAACCUGAUGGAUUAGAUACUGAAAAAACAAAUAACUUUAACAGUAUCUAGAUUAAUUCAAUUGAUAAUAGAGAAAAAUCUAAAAAUUCUGUUCAAUUGGAGCAAAUUCUAAAUAAAUAUUUUUAAAAAAACACUUAUAAUUAAAAUCAAGCUUUUAAUUAUUGCUAAGAAGUAUAGAAAUUCAAUAUCAAAACAAAAAUACCUAUUUCUAGUAUAUCUGAAGCGCUUGAAAAAGAGGAAGAAGAAGAGUCUAAUAGAUAAGCAACGCCAAAUAAUUAAUAUCUUUAUUACUUUUGUCAGAUUUCAGGUUAAAAUAACUCUUUAACAUCAGAUAAUUAAUAAACAAAUAAACCACCCUCUUCUAUUCACUCAUAAAAAUAUAUUCAAGAAUUAAAUUAAAAUGAGUUUUCUUGUGAAAUUAAUACUACACUAGAAUUGCUAAAUGUAGAAGAAAAAUUAAAACUUAAUGAUAAUAAAAGCUUAAAUGAAAGUGAAAGAAAUAAAACUGUAUUAUAAAUAUAGCAGACUAAGAAAUAUUAAUCCACUGCUUCAGAAAGUUAAUUUGAAGAAGAAUUUGAUGGAAUUUCUCUUAAUACAUCAGAUAUAUAGACCAACCAACAAUUUCAAAAAUAGCAAACAAUAAAUUCUGAAACCACACAUAUGACAAACAAGUAACAAGUAAUGAUUCCAAGUAGUAGUUACUUAUAAAGCCACUAAACUUAACCUUAUCUUAUAGACAUUAACUCAUUAGACGACUAAAAUAGCGAUGAAAGUUUAGUUUCAUUUUAUGAUGAAAAAGCAGAGAUGAGCUCUUCUGUUUUCGAAGUUUAAAAUUCAAAACUUUUGCAAAAUUUUUUUGAAGAAGAUGUUACAUCAAAAUUACAACAGUAACUUAGCUAUCCUAUUGAUGUAUAAAAUCCUAUUUUUGAUUGCGAAAGUUUAAUGAAUAACCAAAAUGAAGACAUGUAACAAAUUCUUUCUCCUCUGUAUUCAAAUAAUUAUUUUAUUGAUUAAUAAAAUUUCCAUCAACUAAACGUCAAUAAUAUCUAAAGCGAAGAAAUGUAAAUAAAUUAGAAAUAAGUAGUUCACUUUUAAAGUGAUAAUAACUAUUAUGAUGAGACCAAAAUUAUUUAACUUGAAAACGAACUUGAGUAAAUAAAUAAGAAAAUAAUUAAUCGUUAAUCUUAAAAUUCAAUUUCUAAUAAUUCAUCUUAGCUAAAAACAACUAAGCCUACUCAUUCACGGAUUAAAUCAAGCUAGAUAUCUACAUAAGAAACAGAGCUUUCACAAUCAAAAAUUAGAAAAAAUUCCUAAACUCUACUUAAAGACUUUAGUAAAUCAAACCAAAAAAUUAGCAAUUAGAGACUAAGUUUACAAUUACUUUAAGAACCAGUAAUUAAAUCACAUGAAACUCAUUAAUUAUAUAAAAAAAGCAUAAAAGAAUUUAAAUAAAUUAAAACUAAAAAAGGCUAAGAAACAUUAAAAUUAAAUUUAGAACCUAUCGAAUAGAAAAAUUUCAAAAAAACUAGUCUAUAAAUUAAUUUGAUAGGAAUUCACAGUUAUGGCAUUCAAGAAUUCGACAAGGGACUAAGAACUAAACAAACAAAAGAUAUUAAUAAAAAGUCUAUUGAAUUUCCAUAACAUUAAAAUAAUUAAAAAAAAUUUUUAAUUUUAUAAAAAUGA